This is a messenger RNA of Aspergillus terreus NIH2624, 1587 nucleotides long. Its product is annotated as sugar porter family MFS transporter. The record is from RefSeq and is a predicted model, not a curated record. Gene Ontology annotation, cellular component: membrane. NCBI's taxonomy places the organism in Eukaryota, Fungi, Ascomycota, Eurotiomycetes, Eurotiales, Aspergillaceae. Gene Ontology annotation, molecular function: carbohydrate:proton symporter activity. Gene Ontology annotation, biological process: carbohydrate transport; transmembrane transport. The transcript has 6 exons. The coding region runs from base 1 to 1587 and encodes 528 amino acids.
AUGGACGACCAACAUGAUCGCGAACCAUCCAAACUAGCCCGUGACACCUCCCCCGUCAAAGGCUUCUCCCACCAUGCAGAGGACAUCCUCCAUGAACGCGAGCCCUACGGACCCGCCGGUCUGCGCGGUCUCGUCGCCAACCCGUUCGUCUUCUGCUGCGCCGCCUGUUCGACGCUCGGCGGGCUCGUCUUCGGCUACGACCAGGGCGUCGUCUCGGUCAUUCUCGUCAUGGAGCAGUUCCUCGACCGGUUCGUCGAGCUGGCCGAUAACCACCCGGGGUCGUCCUUCUGGAAAGGCCUCAUGACGGCCAUGAUCGAGCUGGGCGCAUUGAUCGGCGCCUUCAACAUGGGUUGGCUGGCGGACAAGUACUCGCGCCGGUACUCCAUCAUCGUCGCUGUCGUCGUCUUCACCAUCGGAUCGGUCCUGCAGACUGCAGCGGUCGACUACGCCAUGUUGACGGUAGCCCGGUUGAUCGGCGGUCUGGGUAUCGGCAUGCUGUCCAUGGUGGCGCCGCUCUACAUUUCCGAAAUCAGCCCCCCCGAAUGCCGCGGCACCCUCCUCGUCAUGGAAGAGUUCUGCAUCGUGCUCGGCAUCAUGAUCCCCGGGUUCGUGCUCGCCGCCGGCGUGUGCAUGCUGCCGUUCUCACCGCGGUGGCUGGCGUCGCGCGAGCGCAACGACGAGGCGCUGCAGAGCCUGUGCAAGCUGCGCCGGCUGCCCGCGUCCGACAAGCGCAUCCGCCAGGAGUUCCUCGACAUCCAGGCCGAGGUGCGCUUCCACAAGGAGAUGAACGCCGAGAAGCACCCGAGUCUGCAGGGCGGCGGCCUGCGCAAGGCGUUCCUGCUCGAGAUGGCGUCGUAUGUGGAUUGUUUUCGGUCCGGGUGCUGGCGUCGUACGCAUGUUGGUGCGGGCCUCAUGUUCUUCCAGCAGUUUGUUGGUAUCAACGCCUUGAUUUAUUACAGCCCCACGCUGUUCAAGACCAUGGGCCUCGACUAUGACCAGCAGCUGCUCAUGUCCGGCAUCCUCAACGUCACCCAGCUGGUCGGCGUGGCUAGCUCGAUCUGGACCAUGGACAAGCUGGGCCGUCGCACGCUGCUGCUCGGUGGUGCGCUGGGGAUGACUGUCUCGCAUGUUGUGAUUGCAGUGCUGGUGGGCUUGUUCUCUAAUAACUGGCCCGCGCAUCGGCCGCAGGGAUGGGUUAGCGUCGCCUUCCUUCUGGUCUAUAUGAUUGCGUUUGGGGCGUCCUGGGGUCCGGUCGGCUGGGCCAUGCCUUCUGAGGUAUUCCCGUCGUCUCUCCGUGCCAAGGGUGUCGCCAUCUCGACCUGCUCGAACUGGCUUAACAACUUUAUCAUUGGUCUGAUCACACCCCCGCUCGUCGAGAAUACAGGCUACGGCGCGUACGUCUUCUUCGCCGUGUUCUGUCUGCUCGCCCUGGUAUGGACCUUCUUUUUCGUGCCCGAGACGCGCAACCGCACGCUGGAGCAGAUGGACCACGUCUUCAAGGACAACUCCAGCGAGGCGGAGCAGGAGCGCAGACAUGCCAUCGAGGUUGAGCUCCUCAGCGCGGAGCAGUACGUUGCGAGUGUGUAG